AAUUGUUAUUUUCGGUCCUAAGACACCCCACUGGCAUUCUAUCUUACCGCUAAAUCCCUCUUUUUUCCGAUCAGUUUCUCCCCUUUAGGGCUGAGCGAGUCGCCCCUCUUUUUUCCGAUCGCUUGCUGAAACUACUUCCGGUGAGGAGAUGAGCUGCGCUCCCAUAAACGCCUGCAAUUUCAAUGCUUCCUUUUCAUCACUCACUGCUCCUCAAAGGACUUCAAAACUGACCACAUUAUCUUCAACUUAUCUGGGUACAAAACUCUCGAAAAAUGCAAAAGUAGGUGUAUCCAGACAGCAGAAUCUGUGCACAACUGUAUGCUUAUUUGGUGGUGGAAAGGGGAAGGCAAGCAAUGACAAUGAGGCUUCUCCAUGGAAAGCGCUUGAGCAAGCCAUGGGAAAUCUGAAGAAGGAAAAGUCAGUUGAGGAUUUAUUGAAGCAACAGAUUGAAAAACAAGAAUACUAUGACGGAGGAGAUGGUGGUGGAGAUCGUCCAGGUGGUGGCGGUGGAGGUGGCAGUGACGCUUCUGGUGGAGCAGAGGAUGAAGGCAUUCCAGGGAUCUUGGAUGAGCUAGGACAAGUAGUCUUGGCAACUAUGGGCUUCAUAUUUUUGUAUAUCUACAUAAUUGAAAGCGAGGAGAUCACAGUGUUCACAAAGGAUAUUCUUAAGUUUAUCUUUCUAAGGCAAAAGAGUAUUCGUCUUGGGCGCACAAUCGCACGGUGGGAAAGCUACUUCAAAAGCCUGAGUGAGAAAGAAGUAGAUCCAUAUUGGUUGGAAAGUGAGAUUCUUAAUACCACUACUUGGUAUGACAGCCCCACAAAGUAUAGGCGCAUUCUCAGACGGUUGUAGUCCGAUUCUUAUAUUGAUAGGAAACCUUUUCAACCUUUUCUCUGUGCUGUCAAAUUUUGUACUGGUUUAAACAGUUUCUUACUGCCUGUUUGAAUAAGAGAAUGAAUGAAGAACAGAAAAAAUGUUCAUUCGUGUUGGAA
This is a messenger RNA of Solanum dulcamara, 990 nucleotides long. RefSeq lists its product as uncharacterized. The transcript has 3 exons. Gene Ontology annotation, cellular component: chloroplast. Bases 149 to 850 code for a protein of 233 amino acids. The record is from RefSeq and is a predicted model, not a curated record. NCBI's taxonomy places the organism in Eukaryota, Viridiplantae, Streptophyta, Magnoliopsida, Solanales, Solanaceae.